Drosophila elegans is the source of this 1736-nucleotide messenger RNA. RefSeq lists its product as uncharacterized. The coding region runs from base 79 to 1476 and encodes 465 amino acids. The record is from RefSeq and is a predicted model, not a curated record. NCBI's taxonomy places the organism in Eukaryota, Metazoa, Arthropoda, Insecta, Diptera, Drosophilidae. The transcript has 2 exons.
GCAGUAUAGCUGCAUUAUUCUUAGCCAACUAGUUCUUUGUCCCAGCAGUCUGGCCAGCAAUUCGAAAGCGACUACACGAUGGCCAAGAGGGGAAUAUUGGAUUCCCAGUGGCUCCUACUUGUGGUAGGUGGACUGCUCAUAAUGGGAUUAGCUGUAGUUGACUGCCUGGAAUGCUAUGCCUGCGAUUCCGCCGAGGAUGUGGAAUGUGCCACCCGACCGGGUCAACAGCUGGAAGUGGAGGAGUGUUCGCUGGCCGGCGACGAAUGUGUCACCUCCAUUUCGGCGGGACUGACGCGACGCGGCUGCCUGGCCCGCCUGUAUCCCAACGGCUAUUGUGCCGCUCCGUGUGACAGGUGUAACACGAGUCUAUGCAAUCGGCACGUCUAUCCCACGGAUCGGCUGCGAUGCUAUCAAUGCAGCGGAUCGGAGUGCAUCGAUGUGACCAGCAGGCCACAGUAUCUGCUGCCGUGUCCGGUUUAUCGGGAGGAUGACAGGUGCUACACGAACGUAGUCCACUUAUCCAAUACCCAGCGUGGCUGUGAGUACACAAAUCUUCCCACAACCUGUCCGCAUGUUUGCUUAAAGUGCAACUACAAUGGUUGCAAUGCGGAGAAGACCGUCACGGAGACGCGUUGCCUCCAGUGCGUUCACAAUCGAUUGGCCCCAAAUCCCGAUUGCCUGAGGGAUCAGGAGCCCGAGGAUCGGGUUCCGGAGGAUCAGCCAAAGUGCUCGUUGAGCAACACAACCGUCUCGCAUUGCGCCAAUAAAGUGAUGUACGGACAUCGGGAGAAUUGCUACAGCUAUCGCAAUACCCAAACGGAGGUAUUUCAAAGGGGUUGCUCCACAACGAUGGGAUUCUUUCCCACCGGCGAGCUAAGCGAAUGCCACGGUGAAUUCUGCAAUGCCAACUGCCAGGAUAUAGUCUGUGCUGUCUGCAAUUCCACAGCGAAUCCGGGUUGUCGGGCCGGACGCAAUCUGCCGACCGAAAAGUGCGCAGCGGGCACUACGGCCUGCUAUUCCUGCGAGCAAGAUACCUUCCUGCGACGUGGCUGUGCGGAUGCGGAUUUUGCGCCUGCUGCACUGGGCGACAGUUGCCAACUGUGUCGGGAUGCUGAUUCCUGCAAUCGCUACUCCGUGCGGAGCUGCUAUCGCUGCAAUGCGCAGGAUGCGGAUACGGAUUGUGCGGCCAUGGAUUUGCCUCCGGCGAUGACCAUCAGUAAUUGCACUAGCUCCACAGAGCUGUGUGUGAGCACGGUGGUCAGUCGACUGGACGGCAUCUAUACGGUGCGAGGAUGCGAGUCUCAGGUACCGGAGUGCUCUGCAAAUGAUCCGUAUUGUGUCCGGUGCAACGGAAGUCUGUGCAACGAUGCACCCACUCUCUGGAGGCAAACGCAACUCGAUCUGGUUGCAAAUCAGGAUUUGCGGGAUAGCUGGUGGUCACUUCUUCAAUACUGGUGGUCCAGGAAACUCCGAUAAAGUCACCCAUAUAAAGUAUACCAAUGAAAUAAAGAGUGAUAAACUAACAGCUGAUGUUAAUGAAUGUUUGGCCGGCAAUAUACAAAAAACCGAGAAACGCCCCCGCAAAAAGAAACCAAAUCCACUCGGAUAACCAAGCUGACUAUAACCACGGAUGACUUAUCGCGUGAACUGCCGAAUAUAGUACUCAUCUUAGGUUCAAGUUGAAAAAGAUCUUCUCAAGGAGGUUUACAAAAAAAUUUUAGGUUGAAACGUGUAUA